This is a messenger RNA of Penicillium verrucosum, 2325 nucleotides long. It is a transcript of the gene abaA, whose product is annotated as transcription factor AbaA. Gene Ontology annotation, biological process: regulation of transcription by RNA polymerase II. The record is from RefSeq and is a predicted model, not a curated record. The transcript has 4 exons. NCBI's taxonomy places the organism in Eukaryota, Fungi, Ascomycota, Eurotiomycetes, Eurotiales, Aspergillaceae. Bases 1 to 2325 code for a protein of 774 amino acids. Gene Ontology annotation, cellular component: transcription regulator complex. Gene Ontology annotation, molecular function: DNA-binding transcription factor activity, RNA polymerase II-specific; RNA polymerase II cis-regulatory region sequence-specific DNA binding.
AUGGCUACUGACUGGCAACCCGAGUGCCUUGUCACUCAGAACCAGCAGUCAUUGGAUCCUGUUGGAGGUCAUUCUGAUCGAGCUCUUCAGAAUACCACUGGCAAUGUCCAGUCUUAUGCAGACCCGUUAGCCCAUGCUGAUAUUGCUCGUGAGGAUCCGCUCCAUCAACUUGGCUUCAAGUAUCCUCAUGCCCCUCAUCCUCCUCAACCCUUGUCGGCGCCUGGCUUGCAUCAUCAGCAUGUAGCGGCUCGGCUUCACCAACGCAAGCUCCGCAGACUUAACUCAGUUGGACCCAACUCUCAAUCUCGCCGGGCACGAAGCAGCUACCUCAAGUCUCAGAAGUACUUGGAUUACCGUGCUCGCCCUCGUCGUGAUACUGGGAAGGAUGGAGAGCCAGUGUGGUCCGACGAGUUGGAGGACGCUUUCCAGCAGGCCCUCGAAGCAAACCCUCCCAUGGGUCGGAGAAAGUGGUCUGAACGGGGGAAGUCGUAUGGCCGCAAUGAGCUGAUUGCCGAGUACAUCUUCAAGUUGACCGGCAAGCGGAGGACCCGCAAGCAGGUGUCAAGCCAUCUGCAGGUUCUCGACUCUUUCCUGAAGGGUGAUCCAGAUUGGGAGCGACUUGUCCGUGAGACAUCACCAGAACGCUCGUCGAGUGUGCAUGGGUCAGCACCUGCUCCCAAAUGGAGGUCGGCAGUCGAGCACCCUUCGGCGUCCAGCCACUACGGCAGUCACACACACCCCUCAUACCAUGACCACAUGAGAUCCAUGCAACCAUAUGCUGGGGAUCUCCCACCCCCACACUAUACCCUUGGCUCAAAUCUGCAGGAGGCUCCUGCUAGCACCAUUCAUGGCUUUAGCUUCGACAUGUGGGUCAGCGCUCCUCAGCAGGCCAAUGGUAUCGACAAGGCAUUGCAUGCCUACACUCGUCUACAGGGUGAUCUGCAUCACCCUGUUGCACCACCCAUGCCUCUUGAGCAACUGAGCGGAUGGCGGUCUUCUUUCCCUGCACUGGCUCCCAUGGUGGAUGACAUCAACAAUCCCCUAGAUUGUGAUAUCAUUUUGUUAGAAGUGAACCUUGAGCUCAUGACCGAUUUCCCUCCUGCGAGAUCACGUCUUGGAAUUCAGCUCGACCUUGACUACGGUCACCCCAGUGCUGGUGAUGUGUUGGGAGUCAGCCAGAUGGACAACUGGACCUGCCGCACGCAUAUCUAUGAAGAUGGCCAGGGGCUCCAAGAGAGUUACCACGACCUACCCAAAACCCAGUCGACAAAGGUCAAGCCUCUCUUCGAAUCAUCUUGGUGGGCUCAGCUGUUCACUCACUUGACUCAAGAGAAGCGUAUGGCCGAGGACUCCGGAAAUCCCCAGGCUGCUCGCGUCGCUGACGACCAAACCCGUAACUACAUCCGCUCAUUGACUGCAGUACAAGAGCUCCGUGCCACAUCGCCCAGCUCUCGCCGGCUUUCCAACCAAUACCAAGGCCACCACGGCGAUGAGAGCAAGCGCAUGGCCGUUCUCGUCUGGAAGUUCCGACAAACCCGGCCUGGCGAAGUUGGCACAACUACUUGGAGACGACUGAUUCCGGCGCCAGACCGGACCACAACCAAUAGCCCGCGUCCAGUCUCCGGUGGUGUCUACCCGGCCCCUCAACCCCAUGACCUCAUCCACCACCCGAGCCAAUCCCACUCGCAAUGGCCUAUGUACCAACCAUCCCACCACGACAACAUGGCUAAUCUCUUUAAUUCUGCCGGCCAACUCGACUUCAUGGCAUCCAUCAGCAAACCCGAAGACGGCCUCAAUGAUAAAACCGCCGUCACCUCCGUGUUGGACUCAUUCUCCGCCAGCCUCGCACCAGAGAACAUCCCAUCCACAAGCCUCCACGGCUCCAGUGGUACACCAGUCAUGCUCAAUGUGCACGACCUACCGCUCUCCCACCCAGUAAUGGGUUACCCAAUGGGUCACGAAGCAUCCCACUACGUGCCCCCUCAACAGCACAGCGUGAAUAUGCACGACAGCAACAGUGUGCUAGGUUACUACGGCUCUAACCCACAGCCGCUUGACGAUCUCAGUCACGGCCAGUCCUCAUGGGGUGCACACUCCACUUCCAUUCCCGGAGAUGUCGGCACCGGUAGUUACCACCUCCCUUACCAGCCGGAGCACCAUGGACAUGGAUCUGUAUCGCGCGAGUCACAACAACCACACCAUUUCGAUGGUAUCUUGCCGUCGGAUGACCUAAUGGAUAAGAUCGUCGGGCGCAUGUCCAAUGGUCCCAGCAUGCAUGGGGCAGGCCCCGAUGCGUAUGAUAACGCCACGGUGGAUGCGGCAUAA